GGAUGCUGCUGGGUUCCUGGAGCGUACCCUGGGCCGGGGGGAGGCAGAGACUCUGGAGGUCCUGCAGUGUGUGUGGGGAGGCGUGGGGGGGGGCAGCGGCCCCAAGGCCGGGAGGACUGUGUUGGGUGGGGCCCGACGCCAGUGGGAGACCAUCUACAACAACAACAUUGCACAUCUGCUGCAUUGCUUGCCCCUCAACGGGUAACAGUAAAUCAAUCUCUGUUACAUGUGAUAGUGUGCUUAUACAUGAUCAAGACCUAUGCCAUAGGUCUAGAUCAUGUAUAAGAAUUCAGUUUAUAUACAGUAACAUUUUCAAUAAUUGGAAACUCUGCAGCUUUAACAUCUGCAGCUGUCCAAUGUAAUGUUUUCCUUGAAAGGCAUAAUGCAAGAAUAUACAGCUAGCUCAAAGCUGGCUUUCCAGCGUUAUUGAACACAACAUGAACAUAUCUUGGGAUAUUUAGUAUUUCACACCCCACUGAUAUGCUAUCCUCAAAAGUGUCUGUUGGGAUCCAUAUAAUCUCCUGUGGCAUGUAGACUGAUGAGAGAGCAACAUUACAUGCUGUCACACCUGGGGGACUCUAGAAUAAUUAGUGCCAACCCAUAUACUCCCACUGUGACCCUCGUCAUAUGGAUUAAGCCUUUACAGGACUCUGACAACUGGACCUGUCUGGCCUAGUCUGAUAAACACUAUCUCCCCUGCUUGAAAUAAUAUGGGUUAAUAAACAUACCUCUGACUGAUUAACUGAUUCCAUUCUACUCGUAUCCUGUUUAAAGCCUUAUUGGUGGGAGGCUGGGUUCGUCUUGAAGAAAUACAUUGCAUUUUUGCUCCAAGUCCCCCGAGAGAAGCCCUUUUGGUAUUGGACUCAUUUAGCAGGAACAUUUGUCAUGGGUUAACAAUGGUCCAGGCCGUGCCUCACAUGCUGACGUUUCUCAAUUUUCUGGGCUAUGAUUCUGUUGAGCAGCUGCAAUACAUCACAUAAAGAUUGUAACGCAUCAAAACAAAGAGAAAAGAUCCCUUUGUGAGUGUAGCUUAUUAUUCUGUAGUGGCUCAAGCCUUAUGGGAGCAGGAGGCUGGGUUUAGAUGUUUUAAAAAUGACUUAAAUCCAUUGUUGUUUUCAGUUAGUUUUUUUGGUUCCUGAUUUUCUUCCCCUGUUCUCUCUUUCUCUUUGAAGCCCAAGUGUUGUAAGCCUGUUGGUAGACUGUUGGGACUGUUGGCUAGAUCAAAGCUGUCAGGUUCCUCUGUUCUUUUUUACUCGGGACAACAAAUGGCGUGAUAAACACACCUGAUAACAACAUUAGUCUGUCUCUCUGUCUGCCUGCAUGGCCACUGGGAAUGUGAUGUUGGUAUGUCAGAUGAUGACUUAGGGAAAGUAUUUGAUUAGACACCCAUUAGAUUAGAAUGUGCUUGUCAUGUAUUUACCAACCAUGAGGAGAAAGGGUAGGAUCCGUUUUUGAAUGUACUCUGUGAUUAUGACCAUAUCAUGUUAUCUUAUUUUCUUGAAAAAAAUCUACCCAUGAUCAUCUAAGUGCAUCAUGUAUUUUUCCAAUGGAUUGGUGUAAACAGUCACAUGUAUCUUUAGCCUCCUCUUGCUUUGAAUACCCUCAUUGUAUUGAUGAGUGCGAGGUAAGAAAAUUCAGGAAUUAUUGCUGUGAUUGAGUUAUGUCAUUUAGAAAUCCCUCUUUGUCUGUCUCUUCUCAGUUGACGAGUUCAGAACUGCCUUUUUGGUCUGGAGCAAAGAGAUGUCCCCCAUCCCUGACCUUCGACCCCAAAAACAUACGUUUUACACAACCUACUAUAUUUUUCUCAGUCACAUACUGCAGUUGCCCUCAUUUGCCUCUCGUAAGGGUCAGCAGAAAUGAUCGAAAUGUCAUUAUCUCGGCAGAUAAGACUCCUCACAUUCUCUCUGGUCGUGUAUUGAAUGGAUUCUUAUCCUAACUGCGAGAACCACUUACCUGCUGCUGCAGACAAAGCAAGGUGGAUGAAAUCACCGUCAUUCACACAUGCACACACAAACACACACACGCACACACACACACACAUGCACCUACACACACCACAUCCCCAAAGCACAGGCACACAAAGGAGCUAUUGAGGUGAAAAGUAUGUUACCAAGGGGUUAAUUAAAAUUGUGUUUUGAGUGUGAACUCUUCACACACACUACUAUUGCCCUGUCCCACCUCUCCUCUCUUAUCUUUUACACUACGCUCAUCUCCUAUCUUGCCUCUUCUGCUCUCCCUCCCUCCUUUCUCCUCUCCUUUCCAAUCCUCUCCUCCUGUCCUCUCCAUUCCUCCUCCUCUCACCUCGUCUUUCUUCACCUAUUCUCUGUUUCUCCUCUUUCUUUCUCUCCUGUUCUCUCCUCUCUGUUCCCCUCCUCUUUCCCGGUAUGAGGGGUUGUCACCUCAGUUGUCCCCAGGUCUGGACCUGCAGCUCUCACAGACAGACAAUGGGAUAACAGCAAUGGUAUUUAGGAAUGCUGCUUAUCAACAGACUCAAUGCACAUACUAGCUAUUAUCUUGUCCAGUGAUUUUUUUUUGACAUGUAGAAAGUGUGCAUAGAAAAUAGAUGCAACAAUUGCUGCUACGGUGCGUUUCCAUUGAACUGUCUUGAGCUGAUAAAAACUAUUGGAUGUAAUGAAGGUACACCCAAAAUAAAAAUUCAUUUUCGCCAAAACCUAGAAAGUCAAAUACAAAUUUAGUGAUUAAAGUGUUUCCAUUAACCAUUUAGGCAAAUUGCUAAUUAACAAAUUGGCGACAGCCUGUAUGCCCUCCCACCCAUCUGUUUCAUGUCUCAGGUAGCCCGCAAAAGCCAGCAUGGAUAGAAUGCAAUAAUUGACUAAUAUUUGCCAUAUUCUAAUAAUUCUCAUGUGCACUCCUGUAGUUCUGAAAUAAUUGUUGAAACUUGCAUCCAGCCAACCAGAACAGCAAGGCGAAGGAAUUCAGGCAUUCUUGAAAGUCAGGACAAUCCUUGUCCUGCAAAGAAACAUUUAGCAAGCAGUAGGCAUUUAGAAUUAAGUGUGGAUUGGAGCUUUAGAGUUACGUGAUGACAUCACGUGUACAGCAUACCAUUAUUUGACAAUCAUAAUUUAUUUAAAAAACACAAUUUUCAUCGUAAUUUCAUUACCUUGAGACUGUAAGGUUUUAUUUCCACAAAGCAUAGUUCUGAGAUAUUGAGUGUCAAAGUUUUCACAUCCCAGCUCUCAGAACUGUUUUGUAGUGAAUUCUUCUUCAUAACCCAUUACGUACCUCAACUAAAGUGUAGAUAUCAAAAUCCUGAAACAUUAGUAAAUCAGUUUUUCUAGAAGGGUGCAAUCACAGAUAGAUAGAAGGUUCAAUCUGACACUUCUGAAUUAGACAUUUUCAGCUUUUAAUAAAACUGUAGCAUAAAUUAUGGAAUAACCAUUAUUUUACCAAGAUAGUCAGAACACAUCAUAAAAUACAUUAAGAAAUGUAUUAUAAUGAUCAGACAAAUUACUGUCACUACUGAGCAACGAUGUGACAACAUCAUUUACUUUAAGAUUUCUGACAGUGUUGUUUUUUGCUUGCGUGCCAUUAUUGCUGGCUAGACUAGCCUAGACCAUACUUAGAGGGAGAUGACAAAGAUAUGUGUUCUGAUUGGUCCGUCUGUGUUUGUUCAGGCUUGUGAUUGGACUGCAGAUCGAAUUUUAUAGCGCCAAGUUCAAAUGGGUUUCUGCAUUUUAAGUUACAUUUUUUUUAAUGUAGCUUCACAGACAUACAGUGAGGGAAAAAAGUAUUUGAUCCCCUGCUGAUUUUGUACGUUCGCCCACUGACAAAGACAUGAUCAGUCUAUAAUUUUAAUGGUAGGUUUAUUUGAACAGUGAGAGACAGAAUAACAACAACAAAAUCCAGAAAAACGCAUGUCAAAAAUGAUAUAAAUUGAUUUGCAUUUUAAUGAGGGAAAUAAGUAUUUGACCCCUCUGCAAAACAUGACUUAGUACUUGGUGGCAAAACCCUUGUUGGCAAUCACAGAGGUCAGACGUUUCUUGUAGUUGGCCACCAGGUUUGCACACAUCUCAGGAGGGAUUUUGUCCCACUCCUCUUUGCAGAUCUUCUCCAAGUCAUUAAGGUUUCGAGGCUGACGUUUGGCAACUCGAACCUUCAGCUCCCUCCACAGAUUUUCUAUGGGAUUAAGGUCUGGAGACUGGCUAGGCCACUCCAGGACCUUAAUGUGCUUCUUCUUGAGCCACUCCUUUGUUGCCUUGGCCGUGUGUUUUGGGUCACUGUCAUGCUGGAAUACCCAUCCACGACCCAUUUUCAAUGCCCUGGCUGAGGGAAGGAGGUUCUCACCCAAGAUUUGACGGUACAUGGCCCCGUCCAUCGUCCCUUUGAUGCGGUGAAGUUGUCGGUGGGGAUGGUGUUCUUGGGGUCAUAGGCAGCAUUCCUCCUCCUCCAAACACGGCGAGUUGAGUUGAUGCCAAAGAGCUCGAUUUUGGUCUCAUCUGACCACAACACUUUCACCCAGUUCUCCUCUGAAUCAUUCAGAUGUUCAUUGGCAAACUUCAGACGGGCCUGUAUAUGUGCUUUCUUGAGCAGGAGGACCUUGCGGCGCUGCAGGAUUUCAGUCCUUCAUGGCGUAGUGUGUUACCAAUUGUUUUCAUGGUGACUAUGGUCCCAGCUGCCUUAAGAUCAUUGACAAGAUCCUCCCGUGUAGUUCUGGGCUGAUUCCUCACCGUUCUCAUGAUCAUUGCAACUCCACGAGGUGAGAUCUUGCAUGGAGCCCCAGGCCGAGGGAGAUUGACAGUUAUUUUUUGUUUCUUCCAUUUGCAAAUAAUCGCAUCAACUGUUGUCACCUACUCACCAAGCUGCUUGCCGAUGGUCUUGUAGCCCAUUCCAGCCUUGUGUAGGUCUACAAUCUUGUCCCUGACAUCCUUGGAGAGCUCUUUGGUCUUGGCCAUGGUGGAGAGUUUGGAAUCUGAUUUAUUGCUUCUGUGGACAGGUGUCUUUUAUACAGGUAACAAGCUGAGAUUAGGAGCACUCCCUUUAAGAGUGUGCUCCUAAUCUCAGCUCGUUACCUGUAUAAAAGACAACUGGGAGCCAGAAAUCUUUCUAAUUGAGAGGGGGUCAAAUAGUUAUUUCCCUCAUUAAAAUGCAAAUCAAUUUAUAACAUUUUUGACAUGCGUUUUUCUGGAUUUUGUUGUUGUUAUUCUGUCUCUCACUGUUCAAAUAAACCUACCAUUAAUUAUAGACUGAUAAUUUCUUUGUCAGUGGGCAAACGUACAAAAUCAGCAGGGGAUCAAAUACUUUUUCCCUCACUGUAUGUAGAACCAUCUAAAGAUCAAUUAUAUGUGAUUAACUCAUUUUUAACAAAAAUGUCAGAUAUAACCUUCUAGUCACAAGGUCUCGAUUUGCCGCAAUAAAGAAAGAUCAGCAAAAGAAAAUCCACCCCUGUCGACCAGAUACAAAUGCUCUAGAGCUUUAGAACAUAUCUCCUAUAGCUGCCUUUUCCAUUACACACGUCGCAAUUGCUUUUGUCUAAUAAACCUGGGUCAAUGGGAACCAGUCUACUGACUGCUUCUAAAGCUUAGAGCCUAUUCAUGGCCUGUUAACUGCCAUUUAAUAUCAGUUGUAAGUCAAUGGAAACACCCAAUGAAUCUUUCAUAAUCCUCUGAUGUAUUCAAUAGCAGACAUGACUUUUGAAAUCUACAUGAAGAAUCACAAGGGUUUGGUUGGUUACCGAUGGGAGUUUUUAAACUGAUGUAAAUAUUAUUGUUUUCUGACUUGUAAGUUCAGAAGGUUUUUUCCUUUGGUCACUAACGGGUGACUCUGCUCCUAGCUCAUUCAGCCCAUUCAUCAUGUGGUUGCCAUAUUCCAUGAGGAACAUCCUGUCCGAUGUGAACAUUUUCCACAACCUUUGCUCCUGGCAACUGUGCAACUGGCAGGAAAUGAUAAAAAAUUACUAGUGGAUUUUGUUUGAGUUAGCAUAUGUGUAACAUAAGUAUGUAUUCUAACUCAGCAGGUCUGGUUCUGAAUGUUGAGGUGGGAGGGCCAUUAACAGUUUGUGCUAUCUUGUCAUGUAUUGUAGUCCAUCCAUAUAGACUGUGUGGUGGCAGCAGCCAACCUUUAUGGGCCGAUCUAUGGGAUUGUGGGUACACAAUCUCUGCCAUUAAGAGCGUCCUAGAGAGGGUCAAUGUACAGUUGAAGUCGGAAGUUUUACAUACACCUUAGCCAAAUACAUUUAAACUCAGUUUUUCACAAUUCCUGACAUUUAAUCCUAGUAAAAAUUCACUGUCUUAGUUCAGUUAGGAUCACCAAUUUAUUUUAAGAAUGUGAAAUGUCAGAAUAAUAGUUUUUUUAUUUCUUUCAUCACAUUCCCAGUGGGUCAGAAGUUGACAUACACUUAACUUCCUGACUGAUAUCUUGAGAUGUUGCUUCAAAAUAUCCACAUAAUUUCCCUUCCUCAUGAUGCCAUCUAUUUUGUGAAGUGCACCAGUCCCUCCUGCAGCAAAGCACCCCCACAGCAUGAUGCUGCCACCCCCGUGCUUCACGGUUGGAUGGUGUUCUUCGGCUUGCAAGCCACCCCCUUUUUCCUCCAAACAUAACGAUGGUCAUUAUGGCCAAACAGUUCUAUUUUUGUUUCAUCAGACCAGAGGACAUUUCUCCAAUAAGUACGAUCUUUGUCCCCAUGUGCAGUUGCAAACCGUAGUCUUGCUUUUUUAUGGUGGUUUUGGAGCAGUAGCUUCUUCCUUGCUGAGCAGCCUUUCAGGUUAUGUCGAUAUAGGACUUGUUUUACUGUGGAUAUAGAUACUUUUGUACCUGUUUCCUCCAGCAUCUUCACAAGGUCCUUUUGCUGUUGUUCUGGGAUUGAUUUGCACUUUUCACACCAAAGUACGUUCAUCUCUAGGAGACAGAAUGCGUCUCCUUCCUGAGCGGUAUGACGGCUGCAUGGUCCCAUGUGUCACGAUCGUCUUCCAAAGGAGUAGACCAAUACGCAGCGCGUUGCACGAACAUGAUGAUUUAUUAAUAUAAGCGUAACACGAAAACAACAAAACAAAUGACGAUACGUGAAGUCCACAAUGACUGACAAGGAACAAAAACCCACAACACUAAGGUGAACACUGACAGUUUAAAUAUGGCUCCCAAUCAGAGAUAACGAGCCGACAGCUGACACUCGUUACCACUGAUUGGGAGUCACACGACCAAACAAGGAAACACAACCAAAUACAACACAAAUGAACACACCCUGGCUCAAAAUACACAGUCCCGGAGCCAGAGCGUGACAGUACCCCCCCCUAAAGGCGCGGACUCCGACCGCGCCUACACCCCAAAUAGGGAAGGGCUGGGUGGGUAUUGCUCCUCGGAGGCGGCUCCGGCUCCGGGCUUGACCACCACCCUACUACAAUCCCCCCGUAGUGCCCCCAGUCCGAUCUGACCCAGUUAGCUGGAUCAGGACUGCCGACGCGCACCCCUGGCUUGGCGCGUGAGGCAGGAAUGGACCAGACCUGGCAGACGAUACGCACCCUUUGCAUGGUGCGUGGAGCCGGAACAGGCCUCACCAGGCUGAAGACUCGCAUCCCUGGCUUGGUGCGAGUAGCAGGAAUGGGCUGAAUCCGGCUGACGACUCGCACCCUUGGCUUGGUGCGAGUAGCAGGAAUGGGCUGAAUCCGGCUGACAACUCGCACCCUUGGCUUGGUGCGAGUAGCAGGAAUGGGCUGAAUCCGGCUGACGACUCGCACCCUUGACUUGGUGCGAGUGGCAGGAACAGGCAGAAUCCGGCUGACGACUCGCACCCUUGGCUUGGUGCGAGUAGCAGGAACGGGCUGGACCAGGCUGGCGACUCGCACCCCUGGUUUGGUGCGAGUGGCAGGAACAGGCCGGACAGGGCUGACGAAACGCACCAUAGACUUGGUGCGGAGAGCAGGCACGGGUCUGACAGGGCUGGCGACGCGCACCACAGACCUGGCGCGGAGAGCAGGAACGGGCCGGACAGGGCUGACGACGCACACCACUGGCUUGGUGCGGGGAGCUUGGAUGGGCCGGACUGUACUGGGGACACACACCACUGGCCCUACACCGGGAUCUGGAACGGGCCGGACCGGACUGGCAACACACGCCAGUACCUCUCGCCGUGCCUCUACUUCCUCCAUCCCCUCUUCGACCAGUGGCCCCCGUAACCCGACGGCCUCCUCCGGCAACCCACUGGACCGCUCUAUCGCGGCCUCCUGCUGGUCCGACGUCGUGAGCCCCCCCCUAAAAAUUUUCUGGGGUUCUCUCCUCUUCGUGGACCAGGCCUCCAUCGUUCUCGCCAGACUAUCACCCCACUGCUCCAAAGUCCAACCUCUCUCCUCCUCUCUUGGCUUGGCCCAGUCGAGACUCCUACUCAACUGCUCCCAAGUCCAUCCUCUCUCUUCUUCAUGCUGCUUGAUCUGGUUAAGGUGGGUUUUUCUGUCACGAUCGUCUUCCAAAGGAGUAGACCAAUACGCAGCGCGUUGCACGAACAUGAUGAUUUAUUAAUAUAAGCGUAACACGAAAACAACAAAACAAAUGACGAUACGUGAAGUCCACAAUGACUGACAAGGAACAAAAACCCACAACACUAAGGUGAACACUGACAGUUUAAAUAUGGCUCCCAAUCAGAGAUAACGAGCCGACAGCUGACACUCGUUACCACUGAUUGGGAGUCACACGACCAAACAAGGAAACACAACCAAAUACAACACAAAUGAACACACCCUGGCUCAAAAUACACAGUCCCGGAGCCAGAGCGUGACACCAUGGUGUUUAUACUUGCGUACUAUUGUUUGUACAGAUGAACGUGGUACCUUCAGGCGUUUGGAAAUUGCUCCCAAGGAUGAACCAGACUUGUAGAGGUCUACAAUUAUUUUUCUGAGGUCUUGGCUGAUUUCUUUUGAUUUUCCCAUGAAGUCAAGCAAAGAGGCACUGCGUUUGAAGGUAGGCCUUGAAAUACAUCCACAGGUACACCUCCAAUUGAUUCAAAUGAUGUCAAUUAGCCUAUCAGAAGCUUCUAAAGCCAUGACAUCAUUUUCUGGAAUUUUCCAAGCUGUUUAAAGGCACAGUCAACUUAGUGUAUGUAAAAUUCUGACCCACUAGAAUUGUGAUACAGUGAAUUAAAAGUGAAAUAAUCUGUCUGUAAACAAUUGUUGGAGAAAUGUCCUAACUGACUUGCCAAAACUAUAGUUUGUUAACAAGAAAUUUGUGGAGUGGUUGAAAAACUAGUUAUAAUGACUCCAACCUAAGUGUAUGUAAACUUCCGACUUCAACUGUACCUGCCUUCACCCCCAAAUCUACUGUCAAGAUCCACCUCACUGACAAGGAGAUGGAGGAGGAGAGGGAGAGUGGAGGUUGGGGUGAGUAAACUGUCCUUCACACACUGAACAAAAAUAUUAACGCAACAUGCAACAAUUUAAAAGUUACAGUUCAUAUAAAUAAAUCAGUCAAUUAAAAUAAAUUCAUUAGGCCCUAAUCUAUGGAUGCAUCUGUUGGACACAGAUACCGUAAAAAAAAAAAGUAGGGGUGUGGAUCAGAAAACAAGUCAGUAUCUGUUGUGCCCACUAUUUGCCUCAUGCAGUGCGACACAUCUCCUUCGCAUAAGGUUGACCAAGCUGUUGAUUGUGGCCUGUGGAAUGUUGUCCCACUCCUCUUCAAUGGCUGUGCGAAGUUGCUGGAUAUUGGCAGUAACUGGAACACGCUGUCAUACACGUCAAUCCAGAUCAUCCCAAAAAUGCUCAAUGGUUGACGUCUGGUGAGUAUGCAGGCCAUGGAAGAACUGGGACAUUUACAGUUUCCAGGAAUUGUGUACAGAUCCUUGCGACAUGGGGCUGUGCAUUAUCAUGUUGAAACAUGAGGUGAUGGGGGCGGAUGAAUGACACGACAAUGGGCCUCAGGUUCUUGUCAAGGUAUCUCUGUGCAUUCAAAUUGCCAUAGAUGAAAUGCAAUUGUGUUCAUUGUCUGUAGCUUAUGCCUGCCCAUACCAUAACCCCAUGGUGCACUCUGUUCACAAAGUUGACAUCAGCAAACCGCUCGCUCACACGACGCCAUAACACUGUCUGCCAUCUACCCGGUACAGUUGAAACUGGGAUUCAUCCAUGAAGAGAACACUUCUCUAGCGUGCCAGUGGCCAUCGAAGGUGAGCAUUUGCCCACCAAAGUCAGUUAAGACACCGGACUGCAGUCAGGUCAAGACCCUAGUGAGGACGACGAGCACGCAUUUGAGCUUCCCUGAGAUGGUUUCUGACAGUUUGUGCAGAAAUUCUUUGGUUGUGCAAAACGGCUUUAUUUAGGCUUUUUUGCAGACAGAAAUACUCCUCAAUUUCAUCAGAUGUCCGGGUGGCUGGUCUCAGACCAUCCUGCAGGUGAAGAAGCUAGAUGUGGUGGUCCUGGGCUGGCGUGGUUACACGUGGUCUGCGGUUGUGAGGUCGGUUUGACGUACUGCCAAAUUCUCUAAAAUGACGUUGGAGGCAGCUUAUGGUAGAUAAAUUAGCAUUCAAUUAUCUGGCAACAGCUCUGGUGGACAUUCCUGCAGUCAGCAUGCCAAUUGCACGCUCCCUCAAAACUUGAGACAUCUGUGGCAUUAUGUUGUGUUACAAAACUGCACAUUUUAGAGUGGCCUUUUAUUGUCCCCAGCACAAGGUGCACCUGUUUAAUGAUCAUGCUGUUUAAUCAGCUUCUUGAUAUGCCACACCUGUCAAGUAGAUGGAUUAUCUUGAGAAAGGCUCACUAACAGGGAUGUAAGCAAAUUUCGCUUAUAUGUAACUCACUUUUCCAUUUGACCAGAUACAUGGCGACUGGAUGAGUUGCAGAAGAAGCUGUCCUCUCCUCCAGUGAACAGCUCAGCCCUGCAGAUGCACCCCAUUGACUUUGAGAAGGUAAUAAAACCACAGUGUCAUGCUUGGCAUAUCUCCACUGCUCACGCUGCAUA
Messenger RNA from Coregonus sp. 'balchen', 10893 nucleotides. The record is from the annotation of a GenBank genome assembly. NCBI's taxonomy places the organism in Eukaryota, Metazoa, Chordata, Actinopteri, Salmoniformes, Salmonidae.